Molecule: messenger RNA, 1008 nt
Organism: Mucor velutinosus
Lineage: Eukaryota; Fungi; Mucoromycota; Mucoromycetes; Mucorales; Mucoraceae
Exons: 2
Coding region: 1-1008 (335 amino acids)
Source: RefSeq, a predicted model, not a curated record
AUGACUGAUAAACAAUCCCUGUUAACAUCAAUAAUUCCAUUUACCGAGCGCCCUGGUACUGACAAGAUCAGUAAAAUUAUUUUAAAACAUCCUUUCGUAAAAAACAUCAUUACAGUUGCCAUUUUGGAUGUUAAUGGUGAUAAUUACAGAGUUGGAGAUGCAGAAUGGCCUGACGGAUCAAGAUCGGACGUUUUAUAUGAACCAUUAGAUAGAUCCCUAAAGCAAUCACCUAUAAUCGUUGAAGUUCAGAGAACAGUUGAUGUCAAUUUCAUGGCAAGAGUUGUUCAUUACUAUGUAAUGGCUUAUCGUCGUUAUCAAGUCUUCCCUGUACUACUGGUAUUCGCUCCCGAACAUGUAUCAAUACCUACUGAAAAUAUGCGCCUAUCAAAUGCUAAUGGUGCUUUAUUACUUAACUGUGAAUAUUGGACCAGAAAAGGAUAUUUGAUCAGACUUAAAGAUGUUUCUACGCUUACCAGCUCAACUGAUCCAUUUGCUGCAGUUUCAAAUUUUAUACUUCAGCAACAGACUAGUUUAUUGGAAAAUAACUCGUUGGAAAAUCUGACUAUUAGACAAUUAUUUUCAAUUGCAACAGAAGUCUUACGAGAAAAUAUUGAUCGAGAGCAACAAUUACUUAAUGUUAUCAACUGUGCUUGUGAUGUGGGAGUUAAACAUUACCAACAAACCCUAGAGAUAGCGGAACGUUUACAAUAUGAUUCCCCGUGUAUUCAAAAUGAAGCUCUACUUGGAAUAUCAAAGUUAAAGCAAGUAAAACGAUCAGCUGACGAUGCGCAUAUUGAUGAGGAGGAGCCAGAAAAUACUCAACUGGUUAGCCAAGAUGAAGAGAGAUUUGAAAACACCAUGGAUUUUGUUCAGCGGUACAAGGAAACUAGAAAUCGAAUGAACUGGCGUGGUUGUCAUGAUAUACUAAAGAAACAAACCAACGUUAUCCAUUACAAAACCUCAGAAGUGUUGCGCACAGUGUAUAACAGAUUCAAGACAAGAAGUUAA